Messenger RNA from Hippopotamus amphibius kiboko, 6711 nucleotides. RefSeq names its product androgen dependent TFPI regulating protein (gene ADTRP). The coding region runs from base 214 to 900 and encodes 228 amino acids. The transcript is spliced from 6 exons. The record is from RefSeq and is a predicted model, not a curated record. Lineage: Eukaryota; Metazoa; Chordata; Mammalia; Artiodactyla; Hippopotamidae. Gene Ontology annotation, cellular component: membrane.
GCUCACCUUUGAGAGCACUCUCACAGCCAACCAGCCUCAGAGACUCCCAGAUCAGAGCCAUCUUUCUCAUUCUUCUAUUUUGCAACUUUGCACGAUGACCAUGUUUAGGAACAGAGCCAUCCUGUGGAACCCACACAAGGUGAGGCCGAAUGUUAAGAAAACCAGCUUGCAGGUGACUAUCCUCCCAGACUGACGACUGGCUUGGAUGGAGAGAUGGCUGCACGGCCCAGCAAAAUAAGUUGCCACCAACCAGCGAGGCAGACGUUUUGGUGGCAAAGUUUUCCGCUGGCCGUGGCAGAGAUGCUGAUGAUCACGAUGACGACUCACUUACGGGGAGCUUUCCAGGCAGCAAGCUCGCCUCUGGGUGCGGUACAUGGAGAGAUACAAGAAGAAUCCUUCAGGAACACAGAUGCUGGAAGGAUCCCCAGGCUUCUUGCAAUGAAGAACCUAUUGAUAGAUUUGGCACUUCAACAUGCCAUUCACCAAAGACACACUGCAAAAGCUGUUCCAGCAACCGUACUUUCUAACGCGGGGUACUGGUUGUCGGCCAGAUGGGCAUCUAAUCAGGUGGUGGCUGUGAGGACAGACAGGCUUGGCCUGGACAAGAAGAGAUGGAGCAGGACUGCCCAGGUCUUGGAUGAAGGAGGAAGUCUGAGUCAUUGGCACCACAUGCACGAACACACGUCCACACUGCCCUUCUCACUGGCUGCAAUCAUCCUCAGGCCACGCUGCUAUCCACUGAGGAAGAAAGGACUCAUCUUGUUGGCUGUUGCUAUCCUUGCUUAUGUCAGCAGGCAAGAGUUGCAGAGAGAAAAUCAACCAAGACUUGUCAUUCCAGACACCGAGGAAUAUUCCAGAAGCAGCACACUCUUCUAUAAGAGUGCCUUUAUCUUGAGUUAACAGGGAUUUUUCUAUCUUUAAAUUUUCAGGAAAAAAGGAAUCUUAUUGUUUACCGUGGAGACUCAUGGAAACAUCAAAUGCCCAAGAAUACCCAGGUAUGCGUGCAUGCACACAGCAAGCCAUGAGCUCCCCCUCCCACUCAUGAAGAACUAAUGGCUGUAAACCCACACAUGUUACUUUCCCUAGGAAAACAUCGAUCUUUGGUUCCAUUUGUAAUUCACAUGUUUGAAUGGCUGAAUGAUCUAAGGCACCUAAAGAUACUCCACCUAAAAAGUCAUCUGACAAAUUGAGCAGGCAAGGUUUGCUCCAUUCUUGCUGCCUGUAUCAUCGUGGGCUUAUUUGCAUCAACGCCUGGCACCAGAGCACCUAAAGGGCAUCUGGGCAAUUGCCCAGGGGCCUACAGAACACCCUAGCUGGAGGCUGGGAGAUAACUUAAGUAGCUGGCCUAGAUGUCAUCAUUCAACCACCUGGCGACACUAAUUCUCAGAAAUUCUGCCCAAUGUCUGUAAUCAAGGGAAAGUGCUCGCUCAGCCUUCCACCUAGUAACUGGAAAACCCCCUUCCCAUUCUAUAGCCUUCUCACCCACAGCCACGCUCUUGCUCUACUGGGAGGGGAAUGCCAAGCAUAAUACCUGCAGCCUGGAAGCGAGUCAUGAUGGCCCUGCUCUAGCCUAGACUCACAUAAACUUUUCACACCUGCCCAUCCGGAUAAUCCCCCAAUCCCUAUGUAAGGGGAAGUUUAACUCAGGGCAGUGCUCUGUCAGAGACAGAAGCCAGGAAAAGAACACAUUCCAAAGGACUGGUCUCCAGCAGUGCCUGCUUCACGUGCUUCACCAGCCUUUGUCUUAGAGACAGUAACCUUUGCGCCCAGAACUCAGAUGGUGGUUCUUUCCUAGUCUUUCCUCUCUUUUGCAAGGUACGUUCCUCUCACCCUUCUGCACCCCUCUUUGCCUGAGUACCUAAUGGCUUUCAUGUUUCUCCUGUCUUAAAGAAAGUACUUGUUCAGUAAAUCCACCCCAAGACUCCAUUGAUCUACACUGUUCACUAGCCUGGGGACUUUGCAUUUUAACAAAAGACACUCUGGAGGAUAAGGCAUAAAUUGGGGACCUACUGGUAGCUGAGGUCUGGAGCACUGUGUUGAGGAUUCUGAGGCCCUACCAAAAGAGCUGUGCUAUCAUUUAGCAAUACCUGCCAAUAGCCUGUGAAGGGAGAUGGUACGCCAUACGCCAUGUACAAUCCACGUCUGCCUUAACCAAAGGAGUAAAUCCCUAAAGACAGAAUAUCUCAGACCUGGUGUGGGGUAAGAGUAUACACAAAAGAUGUAGUUUUUUCUCCUGUAUGUGCUGUGUUGAGGAGAAGCAGGAUGGUAGCUGGUUAUGCACAUGAAUCUCCACACUCUGUUUUUUUGGUGGACUUUAAUCUGAUUUCUUCCUUCUUGCCAAAUGUGCCUUUCAAAGUGCAUGUAGGAGAGAGCACUUUUGGUCUACUAAUUCUCUUCUACCUAAGGACUUGGAAGUUGAUCAUCAAUCCUCAUAUCUACCCUUGCUCUUUUCCUCCUCAGAAACCAAGAAGGUAAAAGGGCACCUAAGGCCACUGGUAUUUGGGGAAAAUUGUGGUGCCCAUAUGGAUGAAAAGUAGUGGUCAAGAGGGUUUGGCUUGGUGCCUGGGCAUGAGCUCUGACAAAGCAGGGAACUGGGGUGUUGGAGAAAGGAGGUGCAGCAAGAUGGUCAGGAGCAAACACAUCACACGUCCAGUAUAUUAUUCAUCAGUGCCAGGCACUGUGCUAAGGUACGAGGAUACAGAGAUGUACAAGACAGCGCGCUGCCUGCAGGGACUGCCUGGGAGAGAGGAAAGGACAGAAACAACGGGAAGACAGAGUGAUGAGACUAACAGGUAUAAGCACAGGGUGGCUGGGGGAUGUCGAGGACUGGCUUCUUAAGGGAAGUGGUGUCUCAUCUGAGACACAAAGAAUAAGUAGAAAUGAGUCAAAAGAGAUAUGGAAAAGACCUUCGGGCAGAGGGAACAGCAUCUGCGAAAGGCUGGAGGAGCUGAGGGCGUAGGACAGGGAAGAGUUAGUGAGUUUAGACUUUUAAACUGAGGGCUUUUCUAUGCAAAAGUUUUAAGCAGAGAAGUGAAAUAAAGUGGCUUAUGUAAGAAAGAUGAUCAGAAAGAUGAUGCUGGCUGAAGUAUGGAAAGUAAAGAGGAACAAAACAGGGAGAGCAGUUGGUGGCAUUUGUGGUAACUCAGUUGACACUGGCCCAUAGAUGACAAUAUCAAUCCAUCUGCAAAUAGAAUUAGAGAGGGUGGGUGGUGGGUGGUGGAAGGUGACUCAGGGAUCAACCAGCUUUGGAGACCUGAAGCCUCAGCAGGUUAAAUGACAUGUCCGAGGUCACGUGGCUGGGGAAAAUCAAAGCUGAGACUUCAGUCAAGGACUUCUAUUUCCAAAUCUAGUUCCCUUUUCAGUGUAUUCAGAUGGUCAGGUAUUUGUUCAGCUCCCUGUUUGUGUAAAACACACUCUGCUAAAUGCUGGAGGGGUGAGAAUGCAAAAAAGCUUACCACCAUCUCUACAGUCUAAAAGCUUUCACGAUGUUGUUUCCAGCUCUGCUCGGAUUGUAUGUUAAAGUGAUGUAAUGGGGCAAAUGAAGGGAAGGGAUAGAGACCUGUCACCAGCAGGAAUGUGACUGGGUAGAUCCUGGCAGGGAGCUGAAGUGGUUUGGGAUUUGGACUUCCUUAUUAAUGAAGUACAAAGUCAGCAUUCUGUGCAGUAGGGCUCAUUUUUGCUAGAAUGUAGCAAAUACACCUGUAUGUAGGCAUUUUAUGCUGCCCUAUUGAUUGAAGCUUCCCUCCCUCUGUCUGCUCCCUCGUUAGGGGAGCUCAGAUUCCUUGCUGCCAGCUGCCUGCACCCUUACACAACACUCUGGGGGCACAUGUGCCUUCACGGCCACAGAUGGCCAUCAGCAAGUUCCACAAACUGUGGAUAUCCAUGGAGAUAUUUUAGGGAAGCGGCUAUAGGUCAGCUGUUAGGCGUGCCAGUUUGGAUGCUCAAAUAGGGAAACAGCAUAGCAGGAAUGAGUUAAAGAAUAUGGUCCCGGGCCAGAGAGAGCGUGAGAAACAAACAGGAGUCAAAAAAAUGGCCAUAACCCUGAGCUGGAGAAGCAUUUCACUGCCGAAACUACAUUACAAUGACCUAAAAAUAUCCACCAAGACCAUGGGGAUUGCCUCUUAUGUGCCACUUGCUUUUUCUUAUUUUUCAGAUUGCAAAACUGGAGGGCUGGCCCCUAAGAGGGAAAAUAAAGCUUUGCAAAGUACUAAUAACUGUAAAUCUUUCAUUUCCUUUGGAAAGCAUUAGUCAUCUAUAAAUAUGGUAGCUCACUCACUCCUCCCUUCCCUCUCACCCCAAAACACAUCACCUAGCUCUUUCUGAGGCAGUGCUGAGGAGCAGGAAAAUAGAAAUGUUCCUACUGCCGGCUCUUAUUCAUUCUUUUAUUGAACAAAUAUUUCCCCUAACACAGGGCUGGUCCUGCUGGGAAAAGCAAAGUUAUAUAAGGUCAAGCCCCAGCCUGUAGGGGGUUUGUACUUAAUAAAUGGAGAUGAGCCAUGCAUACAAAUUAUAAGAACACAAGAUGGGAAGUGAUAAAAUGUCAUAACAAAUAUGAGAAGCCAAAGGGAACAUGAGGAGGAAGCAGUCACGUCCGACGGGGCAGUGGGGGAAGGACUGCACGAAAGGUGUCGUCGGAUCUGGGCCCUGAAGGACUGGCUGGACUGGAGCAGCAAAAAAUGGGAGAAAGUGAACAACACAGCACAAUCACAAAGCCAAGAGGAUGCAGACCACGUUAAAGCAAUGGCUAGCAAUUCACUUGAGCCGGACCUACUAGUGAAAAAGACUAACAGGAAAUCACCCUGAAACUGCCCGCUCGCAGAGUCUUGCAGGUGGCAUGCUGGACAUGGUACAGACAAUGUGAGAUGUGGUUGUUGCUGUUGUUUGUUUGCCAUGGAGGUAGGAAUGAGAAUUCUUAGUAACAUGGCUAGAGAAUUAUGCUUUAAAAAGACCACCUUGACAAUAGUGCUUAAAAUGGAUGGACCUGGCAAGACAUGGGAAGCAAAAUAAAACAACAUAUAAAUAAGGUUAGCCAGAACACUCUUACAUCAUCGAGUUCAAUCACAAUGGUUUAAUCUUAAUCCAUGGAUAUUUCACAGUUCGAGCGUCAUACCAGGACUGGAUGCUUGGAAUACCCUUCUGCAGGUGGUCCAGUCCUCCCAGACCUCCAUCUCUAAAGAAUUUUCACCAUUCAGUGAGUGCCCACACAUGCCUACGUUGUACACUGUCCUGAGCAUCACUCUCCCACACACACUGUAAAGCCACAAUACCCAGCCUCCUGAACCCAACACCUCCACCGGGCUCUGCUUUAAGGUUGGUGUGCCUCCCCCGCUGCUGUCACUGACAACUCUGCCACUGCCCAUUAGUCUCCUAUGUUGGUAGAAGCAGAACAAUGCUACUGGCUACUGCAACAGCCCCAGCUGGCCUGCAGCACACCACCACCUUGCUCUUGGUAGACCAGAAAUCAGCUGAUGCUGUAUUUGUCUCUGCUAGUGUGUAAGGUAUUACAUGCCAAGUGCAAGUGUCAUACAGAUAUGCAGCUAUAACCCAGCCUGGGGAGAGAUAUUUGUAAAGUCACUUCUCAGUAGCAGUUCCUAUGAGGCAAGAGAGAUGAUUCCUUUCUUCUAUUCUACGCUCACUCAAGUGAGGUCCCAGAGCAAAGCUGCCUGGACACCCCAAGUGUAAUGACCCUCUAGGUUCACGCACCUGUUUACACAUGUACACUUACACAUACAGACAUCUUACCCCCAGAAGACACUAGAAACUGCCAAAGGGGCAGACUAAGCUGAGUCCCAAGACCAGCACCUUGUUAUACCUGGCACCAACAGUCCUCUGCUACUCUCACUAGUGCACUAUGUGAACUCCCUCCCAGAGCCAGUGCUACCCUUUCCUGAAAUAUGACCUUCGUCUGGGACCAUCUACAUGACACCACUGUUUUGCAACCUAAAAUCACAGGAUCAGAAUCCCAGCCUCAUUUUCCAUAGAAGGACGCCUUAGCCCUCAUGUAAAUUAAUAUAUGAAAAUAAAUAUGAAAAUGCCACAAAACUUCCAUUGUUAAUAUCUGGGGUGCAGAGAAGAGGUGUGGUGGUGGAGGGCUAGGAGUGGAAACGAUUAUCUACACUUUUCAUCCUUCCUGUCCAAAUCUCAGCUCCUGCUCACCCAAAAUGCCUGUUAACAGAAGUUAGAAAUAAGAAGAGCCUGAAGAGGGAUACAGCUGUACAGUUAGGAAUGAGGGACAUACCUGAGACACAUUGUUGGUGUUAGAACAGGUUUUAUGGAUUAAUUGUGUAGUGGACAAAUGAAAAGAAAAAAUCAAGGAUAAUUCUCAGCAUUUUCAGCUGGUGGACUAGGAAGAUGGUGAUUCCAUUAACAGAUCUAGAGAAGUUAGGAAAGAAAGAGUUUUGGAUAUAACUUUAAAAAGUUAGUUUAAAAUCUCAUAUCUGGAUCUCAUUCCAAAAGAUUCUGGUUUAAUUGGUUCAGGAUAUGUCCUGGGUAUCAGAAUUUUUAAAGCCCCCAAGGCAACUCUAAUCUUAUGCUAAAAAGGAGCCACUUCUCUAGAGGAACUUGCAUUUGAAAAUGCAGACUGGCGGUCUCCAGGGAGGCAGGCUGCAGAGAUCCAGGGAGUGAGGCCCUGAGGUGGGAUGAGAUUGCUGGAGAGAGGACAGAGGGAAGCGAAAUGGGAAGCAGAUGCUGAGGAAAUGCCCUCCUCUAAGG